UUCUCUCAGUGAGUGGUGCGGUGCGUGCGCGACUCGAGCUUCUGUCCGUACGCCCUAGUACUGUAUCUGUGCUACUACCGGCUCGCAGCGACACCCUCCCACCCUCUCCUUAUCUCUGAGGACAACCUACUCCUUUACAUAGGUUUGGCGAAGUGGCCGGAAGACCGAACGGACAUUACAACCCCAUUAGUCCGGUCCGGAAAGGAUAACAGUGCCAUGGUUUAACGGCAGGAUGGAGUUAAGCGGUUUUGCGGCUCUUAUCACCCUGACCGCCCUCUGUACCGGCACGGGGGGACUACGACAGGUAGAACUUCAUGUUCCAGCGGCUGUCACCACCGGCAGCACGGCUACAUUGUUAUGUCACUAUGACCUUGAGAACGACCCUCUCUAUGUUGUCAAGUGGUAUAAAGGUCGUCAGGAAUUCUUCCGUUACAUGCCCAAAGAGAAGCCUCGCACCAGCGUCUUUCCUUUGGCUGGAGUCAACAUAGAUCAAAGUAUGUCGGACGAGCGUAAGGUGGUGUUGCGAGAGGUGACCAAGGAGUUGACUGGACGCUACCGCUGCGAGGUAUCCACGGACGCCCCCGACUUUCACACCACCAUCGUAUCUGCUUUUAUGAAUGUAGUUGAUCCUCUAAAGAAAGAGCCGGUUUUGAUGAUGGAGAAACAGAGCUACUCGGUGGGUGACACGCUGAGGGGGAACUGCACCACCCCUCCCUCCAGCCCUGCUGCCAACAUCACCUGGCUCAUCAACGGCCAUAAGGUAAAUGCAUCAUACAUAGUGCAGAGUGUUGUGGAGGGCCAGGAUCCAGUCACCAUAGCUGGUCUCAACCUGGCUGUGAACACGUUUCUGGGCGGGAAGUUGACGAUCGUGUGUGUGGCAGACCUGUUCCAAGUGUACUCCAGCAGGGCGGAGAUUACUCUAGACGAGGAGAAACCCCGCCUUGCAUCUGUCUUGGGCAAUCAUCAUCAAGCCCAAGGAAGUGCAAGCAGUUUUCUCGCGUGUGCUCUUCUCUCCUCCACAGUAUUAGCUCUUCUCUCCUUCCUCAGAUAGCAUCAGCUGACCUCCUUCGUGUGAACUAUUAUCACCACCCCUAUGUACAUAGUGAGCCCCAUAUACAUUUUUAAACAGGGUAGAACAUAAGCCAGAUAGGCAUAGAACAUAUACAUGUUAAACCUUUGUACUACAUGGUAGAGUAAGUAAUUGUUGGCAUUGUAGUUGUAUUUGUAUUUUUAAAUUAAAUCAUUUUCUUGUUUAUGAAUGAUGUUAUGUAAAUAGUUUUCUAUGACGAACGUGUACAAAUUGGUACAAUUUAUAAACUGUUUAAAUUACUAUUUUAGAUUAUGUUUACAAUCGGUUAUUUUAUUUAACUAGUAAUAUAAUUUUAUGAAUACUUAAUAAAUUACUUGAUAAAGUUACUUUCUGUGUAUAUAGUGAAGGUUUUAUUUGUGUUCGGGUUUUGGACCUAAAUAACACAUUAAUUUCUAGCUAUUUUAUUAUAUGUAAAAAUUGACUUACAAAUCAUUAGAAUAAUUUGAAAACAAUACAGACCCCUUUCGUUAUGCUUGUAAAUAGUAUGCAGAUAUUGCUUGGAAAUAUAAUAUUAUCACAGAAUAAUAUUAUUUUUAGUCAUUUUAAACAAACGUAUGUAAACUACUACGAUGUUAUCAAUAGAACACUACAAAUCACAACAUUAUUAAAUGUACAAUUUAAAAACUGUAUUUAUUAUUCCAUAUAUCGAUUAACUGGUCCUUCGCUUCGUUUUAACCUAAUUUUAAAUAAAGGUUGUAAAUAAUAUGCAAAGACCUAUGGAAUUGUUGAUGGUGUUUCUGUAGGGAAUGGCAGUGCUCACUUUAUAUGCGAUUUUAGUGUGUCUAAUAUCAAAUAAGUGUUAGAAAUUAAGUACAUCAACUGCUCAUAUUGGUUUAAAUUUAGUGAAGAGCUGUUUUGUAUUAAAUAAUAAAUUUUAUUAUAAUUUAUAUCACACAAUAAAUAUAUCGGGGAAUAUUAGAUCCAAAUUGCUAGACAAAAAGUGGUUAUUUAUAUCUGUGAAAAUAUUCACCCUGUUUUCCAAUAGUUAAAAGAAAAAAUCGUCUCACGUAAUUAUAAAAAUACUUUAAAAUAGUUUAAAGGGGUAGUUUAUUAUAUAUUUUUAAAUAUUCCUUUAGAGUAUUAGGGUUGUUUUCUCCGUAUAGGCCAUAAAACUCAGGAAAUGGGUUUUUGAACAUUAAAGACUCAGAAUAGAAAUAAGGAAGGUUCAGCUUUCAUUAAUAUCAUUCUUUAUAUUAAUUUGUUUUAUUUAAUUAUUAAUAAUUAUUCAUAUAAUUAUAAUCAUUAUAUAGUUUAAUAAUAUUUAACGCAUUCGUUCGUCUUCGAGAAAUAAUAUAAAACAUAUUUCCCAACAAAUAUUCUCGGUCAAAAUAUAAAGUUGUGAUCUAAGAUUUUCAAAAGCUGUCGUAUAUUAUUUUUCAUUUUAAUAUUUUGAAGAUCCUGGCUUAGUUAAUAAAAAUAGGUUACUGGGCACCUCAUUAUGGGUGUUUUGAAGAUUUUCUGUUGUAUUCUCGGGAAGUUGCCAUAUUAGUAUAGAAUUAUUUAGUUUUAUUUACAUCGGUCGUACGAUAAAAAUACGUCAAUAUUGAAUGCAUUUACAUGCAAUAAAUACCAGUAUUUGGAACAUGUCAGUAAAGUAUAAAAAUAUACAUGAACUUCAUAUACACAAACACAAUCGAAUGGAAAAUAUGAAAGUGUCAAAAAGCAUAUUUCAGUAUUAAAAUUAUAACCUGUGGAUGAAUGUAAUUUAUCACGUUGAUGUCGUAAAUGAAAUCCAUUUUAAAUAGCUGAAUAUUUUUCACGAAAUGAAAACCUUAAGACAUAUAUAUAUAUACUGCAUUUUUUCAAACAUUGCUAUAACAUGGAGCUAUCUAAAAUUGUUAUUUAUGGUUAAUCGAUUGUAUAUACUAUCGACUUAGAUAAGUAAUGUAAAAGUUUACCUAUCCUUAGCUGUAAAAAGGUCUUUCAUGUAAUUGUUACCUAAAGUUACGAGUAUCCUUUACCAAAUAAAUUUUAUGAUAACGGACUGUAAUAAUAUGUUAAUGUUAGUUGUGUUAAUAAAGAGGAUUUUUGUA
Molecule: messenger RNA, 3123 nt
Organism: Homalodisca vitripennis (glassy-winged sharpshooter)
Lineage: Eukaryota; Metazoa; Arthropoda; Insecta; Hemiptera; Cicadellidae
Exons: 7
Coding region: 233-1051 (272 amino acids)
Source: RefSeq, a predicted model, not a curated record